Messenger RNA from Mauremys mutica (yellowpond turtle), 3324 nucleotides. It is a transcript of the gene NUP50, whose product is annotated as nucleoporin 50. The record is from RefSeq and is a predicted model, not a curated record. Gene Ontology annotation, cellular component: nuclear pore. The coding region runs from base 417 to 1832 and encodes 471 amino acids. Gene Ontology annotation, biological process: protein import into nucleus. The transcript has 8 exons. NCBI's taxonomy places the organism in Eukaryota, Metazoa, Chordata, Testudines, Geoemydidae.
GCAUUCCAACUGUCGGGCGCGAGUCACUCUCCGGAAUCUCCGCCCUCUUCUUUACAGCGUUUGCGCGGCUUGUCCGGCCUGUGCGCUGCCCGCCAGUCAGCCGGGCUCCGGCUGGGUGAGUGCGCAUGCGCAUGGGAGUCGGGGUCGCUGCGGUUACCGACGGUUUCCCGUGUGAAUAUGAUUUAGAGGGGUACAAGAAAAUGGCCGCGGCCGCGAGAAGCAGAGUGGGGGCAAGGCCCUGACUGGAACGCAGAGGGGACUUCCUGCGCCGGGGGGUGGCGUGAGCGCGCUCGUGGCCCAGGCGCCCUGCGAACCAGACUCCGCUUCCUCCCCGCAGCCAGCGCCUCGGCCCCGCAUCCGCCGGCCCCGCCUGACUGGAGUGAAAGGGAAGCGGCGAGACAGACAGGUGUGGAAAAAUGGCAAAGAGAAUUGCAGAGAAGGAGUUGACUGACAGAAAUUGGGAUCAGGAGGAUGAAACUGAGGAGGUGGGAACUUUCUCAGUGGCUAGUGAAGAAGUCCUGAAGAACAGAGCUAUUAAGAAAGCAAAGCGCAGAAAUGUUGGGUUUGAGUCUGACAAUGGAGGAGCUUUUAAAGGGUUUAAAGGUUUUGUUUUACCUUCUGGAAAAGGAGGUGGUGGCUUCACUGGAUUUGGUAAUGGUACAGAAAUGAAGCCUUUAGGAGGGCUGUCGAAUGGAAGCAGUGGUAUUUCUAGUACUCCCUCUUUCACUAGUGUAAAGACUGUUCCUGAAGUACAGCCUGCAUUUGGAUCCGUGACAUCAAAUGGUCCCACCACCACAAUGGUUGAGAAAAAGGCUUCAGGCACAAAAGCUAAUGGUGGCAGUCAACAAUCCUCAUCUUCUGGUUACACUCAAAAUAAAAUGUGCAGCUCUAGUGUUUAUCACAAACAGUUAGCAGCUCUAAACUGUUCUGUACGUGACUGGAUAGUAAAGCAUGUAAACACAAAUCCACUCUGUGAUCUGACACCCAUAUUUAGAGACUAUGAGAAAUAUUUAGCAAGCAUUGAACAACAUCAUGGAAGCAGUAGUGAUAGUGGCUCUGAAAAUGAAAGCAACAAAACAACUGGAACUCAGUCUGUUCCUACGUUUGGGACUUCGAAACUUCAGCAAGGAUCAACAUUUUUGUUUAACAGCAACAAAACUGAGGAUGAAUCAGACAAGAAAACUGAAUCUACAUCGGAAAAGAACAGGGAAUCGCCAUUAGGAGUUGCAUCAAAUGUCUCAUUUAAUUUUGGCAAGAAUGUUGAUAGUUCUAUUUUGGGUUCACUUGGUUCUGGCACACUAACUAGUUUUUCAUUCUCCCCUGGGAAUUCGGGUGUAUUUGGAAAAGAUGCAAAGCAGGGAAAGUCUGUCUCCACGCUUUCCACCAGGGUAUUGGAAACUCAGACAGAAAGUGGAAGUAGUGAGGAUAAAGGAGGAGAUGAAGCAGAGGAAGAGCCACCAAAAACAGUUGUUAACGAGGUAAAAGAAGAUGAUGCCUUCUACUCGAAGAAGUGCAAACUGUUCUACAAAAAAGAUAAUGAAUUUAAAGAAAAGGGUGUAGGAACGCUGCAUUUAAAACCUGCAGGAAAUGAAAAAACUCAACUGCUGGUACGAGCAGACACCAAUUUAGGUAACAUACUAUUGAAUGUGUUGGUUCCACCCAAGAUGCCAUGCACAAGAACAGGAAAAAACAACGUUCUUAUAGUCUGUGUUCCCAAUCCACCAAUUGAUGAGAAGAAUUCCACUGUCCCUGUCACUAUGUUAAUAAGAGUGAAAACAAGUGAGGAUGCAGAUGAGUUGCACAAAAUUUUACUGGAGAAAAAGGAGGCCUAAAAAUAUUGCAGUCAAAUGCUCUGAGAAAUUACUGCUAAACUGCUGCUACUCAUUUUUUCUUUAACUGCUUAACUCUCUACUCUGACAUUCUAAGAACUGUUACAGGAAUUCUGAAAAGCUUUUGUGAGGAAAAGCAAAAAUGGCUAAUAAAAGCUUUAACUGAACACAAGAGUCCAUCUGUCCUCCCUCCUUUUUUUGGAAUAUCUAAUGUAUGAACCAUAUUUGGAUAAAAUUUGUACAUUUAAAUUAAAGUGAUUGCUGGACGGACUGAAAUCAAAGUACAAAAUGUUGUACCACAUUUUUCACAGGCUUUAAGGUGAAGUGCAGCAACCUCCUUUUUUUGAACAGGGAGGAGGCUAAAUUGUUUAACUCUUAAAACUGUUUCUAGACCGAAUAGAUUGAUUUUGUAUUUUAAAAAAAAAAAAAGUGUCUGCUAGCUUCUGGUAAGGGAUCUAAUCUUUCGGACUGUCACCUGAAUAAUCAUGUAUCUGAAUAACAAUGCUUCUGUAGAUUCUUUUUAAAUUAAGAAAUUUGAUGUACUGUUGGGAUUCAGAGACUGCAUCUGUGGUUCCUCAAAGCAAAUGAUUUGCUUGCAUUAUUCCUGUUGACUUUAAUGUUGCUCUGCUGCAAACAAUUCAGUUUUGUUGUGCUUACUGUUGCAGCAAGCUAAUGGUGUGCAAUAGUAUCGGCAGACAACUGGAAGACUAUUAGCUCUCAACCCACAACCAGACUGGCCCUAUAAUUGGUUUUCUUGUUGACAGAGCUAGAGGCCAAGGGAGGAGACUCCAAUACUUUCUCUUCUAGAAGUAUUCUUCCCUACUCUCUCCAGGUUAUGGUUGAGACACAUCAACAGCAGAAGCAGUUUGGUGGAGGAAACUGGGCAAGGCAGAUACAUGCCCUAUCUGUUAAUAAAAUGUACUAAGCGUGUCUCAUGAGCAUCAAAUUAAGUUUUAAAAAAUAUCUUUGUGCUGUAAAUGUCUCCUGACAUGGCCAAGAGUCUGUGUGUAAACUUGGGUACUAUACUAUUAAAUAUUUGUCUUUGUGAUGUGAUAAAGCAGCAGAAUACUACUUGCUGGCAUCAAAUAUAGCAGUAGGGUUGGCUGCAGUGUUCUGUCUUUUGGACUACUGAAACAUCUUAAAGUGUGAGUAAAGUAUUUAGUGUUAACCUGGAAGGAAGCUCAGAUGCUAUAUAGACAUACCCAUUUUAAAUGUAAAUUGGUGCCUUUUUUGCAUUUGGUUUUGUGUUUAGCCACUAAAGUAAGUGUGUGUGUGUGAGGGGGGGCGGGGGUUAGUUUCCUCAGUUUUUUUUUCGAAUGUCAUGCUGGUACAUAGCUCAGAGGUCAGAACUUAAAUGUUUGCAUGUUAAUUCUGUGAAUGAAAAUCAUAAUGUGUACAAGUUUUUACAGGCUCAGGUUGAAGGGCCAAGGGCUGAAAUAAUUUUGCAUUUGUUUUUAGAAAACAGUAUCUUAAUAAAUAAAUUUCAGUGAAGAAA